Pyricularia oryzae 70-15 is the source of this 755-nucleotide messenger RNA. RefSeq names its product Bys1 family protein. The transcript is spliced from 2 exons. The record is from RefSeq and is a predicted model, not a curated record. The coding region runs from base 154 to 639 and encodes 161 amino acids. Lineage: Eukaryota; Fungi; Ascomycota; Sordariomycetes; Magnaporthales; Pyriculariaceae.
AGUUGAGCAGGGAAGCAAAAUGUAUAAAAGGGGCAAGUGAAGCCGCUCUUCUUUUGUGAGUGUAAAUCCUGUUGAGCAGCAGACUGCCACUGGGCUAGCAAAAGGUCAUUAAUCUUUUAUUACUAUAAUUAAUACAAAAUCCCAAAUCCCAAAAUGCACUUCUCCACCACCGUCGUCCUCGCCAUCGCGGCUGCCCCCUUUGCCACUGCCCAGUCUGGAGGCACUGCCCCGCCAUCUGCCCGCGUUGUCAACCGCUGCAGCUUCCCGGUGACGAUGUGGUCCGUCGGCAGCAGCCUCUCGGGAGGAUUCACCCUGGGGGCGAACGGAGGGUCCUACGGCGAGCAGUUCUCGCGCGACCCUGUGACGGGCGGUCGCACCCUCAAGGUCACGCGCGACUCGGACGGCCUCUUCACGGGCAAGCCGCAGCUCAACUUUGCCUACAACCUCGACGGCAGCCAGGUGUGGUACGACCUGAGCAGCGUGUUUGGCAAUGCGCUGGCCGGCAGCAAGGUCGUCGUCUCGAGCGCCGAGGCCUCGUGCCCGGCCAUCGUCUGGAGCAGCGGCACGCCGCCCAGCGGAAGCCAGGUCAAGGUCUGCACUUCGAGCAAGGACGUCACCCUGACGCUGUGCGCUCCUUAGAUGGGUGAUGGUUUGGGAAGACGGGAGGUGAUUAUAAGGAGGGGCUUUUUCAGGGGCUUUUUGUUUGCAUUUGUAGUACACAAAGUAGUAUAUGAUAAUGAGGCUUUUGACGAAAA